UGGCUCAUGAUUAGUUUUUCCCUCAUACUUGCAUUAUUCACUAUGUUGAUAGGCAGAAUUCAUCAGCGCAAAUGAGUCUGCCCUCACUAAACUUUUUUUCUUUUUUUAAAGAUCUCUUUUGUCACUUGUUGAUGGACAUAAUAUAAAUUGACCUAAAAAAAAAGAAUACAAACAGUCAUUCAAAUAGUAUUGGAGGAAAAGCAACUAAAAAUAUGAAAAGAACUUACAAGAAACUAACAGAAAGUUUUCCCGAAAGUAUCCCAAAAUAUGUGGAAAAAAAGUACAAAAAGAGAAAACAAUUACAAAAUGUUAUAAAAGAAUGAAUAACAUGGAAGAAGUAACAAGAAACUGAUGAAAAAAAACAUGAUCAAAAAAGAAAUGGAUUUUUAAAAAAAAAUGUCGAUCCACAUAGUUUACUGAUUGCCCGAGUUUUUGGAUGUUCUAAAAGGAAUUAAGAUCUGUAAUUUUCAGGACUUUCAAAGUGUCUAUAACAGAGCCAAAAGGUACAAUUUCAUAUGAACACUAUAUUAUUAAUUAAUUUAUAAUGUAUUUAUAUAAAAUGUAUGUAUUUAUGUUAGUAUUUUAUCUAAUUUAUGUAUAGAAUUUAUGUAACGAUUUUAGAAUUUUAAUAAAGCAAUUGAUAUAUAGAAAGAGUUGAAGUUGGAGAAAAAAAAUCUGACAAAAAUUCCUCACCCUUGGGUCGUUUUUUUCAUUUGCAUUAAUAUAGUAAACUGGUUAAAAAAAAAAAAUCUACCAUGCUAACAGUAUACAUAAAGGAACAAUCCAAAAGUAUUAAAAAAAUUGUUGGGGUGUUUUAAAACAGUUACUUUUUAAUCACUCUGAUUAAUUAGUGCAACAGCGAGCUGACAUCCCAGAAAGUGAUGAUCAGAGAAUGACAGAACACACUCAAACCAAGUAGUGCUUGGGUGCCUGUUCAUGUUUUUUUAUGAUAUUUUAUUCAAAUUCCAUGGAUUUGAUGGAUGUCUGGACUUAAACUGCUAUCACUAUUUUUUUUUUUUAAUCCCACAUUGUUUCUUUUGUAUGUUAAUAUAAGUAAAGUGUAUUCAUCAUCUUUCAUUAUUGAUUGAUUAGAUGGCCGAGACCACUAUUGCAAUACGUCAAUUCAAGUUGGUUACUGUGUUAUGUAUUAUCUUGAAUGAAAUCUGAAUAGUUUUGACAGAUGUUAUUUUUAUUUUUUUUUUUGCGCUAAGCUUGAAUUCUCUAGGAUGCUAAAUAACGUAUUAUAAACAAUGAUCUUAUUUUCCCAUUGCACAGAAGAGGCUUGGCGCGAGUCUUUCGGUGUGCGCUUUCGCAGUAGGCCUCAUUGUCGUUUUAUGCAAAGCGUGCGGAGCGGGAUUGGGCGCGCUGCGAUGUAUGCAAAUGAGUCUCGCCGGCUGCCGGUGUUCAAGCGCCGCACAGGUCAAGAAGAUGAGCGCAGACACUCUGGAGCAGUCGGACACUCAGGCGGAGCAAACAAAGCAAAAAGGAAUUGGAUUCCAUCUACAAAUAAAGACUGAGGACAUUGUCGACUCUUCCCACCUGAGCUCCUCGCUGAAGACAUGUCACAUGACGCAGAGCCCCCCCAUGCACGGCUCUCACUUGCCCGGGGACCUGACGUCCCUGCACAGCAUGCAGCAGCUGGUCCUGAUGCCGCCGUCUCACCUGUCGUCUCCGUCCCCCUUCCUGCUCUCCCAGAACCCCCCCAGCCACCACCAAGCUCUCCUGCAACAGAACCUGAUGUCGCUACCCGGGCAGAACCACAGCAGCCUCAUGCAGCAUCAGCCUGGCCUGGCUUUGACUCCGCAGGGGAUGAGGACCUCCGGCCUGGCGGGCCCGUCCAUGGACAACCACAUGGACAUGUCGCACCCGCAGAUGCUCAAGCACAUGGCGGUGUCGCCCCAGGAAGAGCCCAGCGACCUGGAGGAGCUGGAGCAGUUUUCCAAAGCCUUCAAACAAAGACGCAUCAAACUGGGCUUCACGCAGGGCGACGUGGGCCUGGCCAUGGGAAAACUCUACGGCAACGACUUCAGCCAAACGACCAUCUCUCGCUUCGAGGCGCUCAACUUGAGCUUCAAGAACAUGUGCAAGCUCAAGCCCUUGCUGGAGAAGUGGCUGAGUGACGCAGAAAACUCGCCUUCGGACUGCAUGAGCAGCGCGACCUCCCUGCCGCCGCUGAUGGAGGGCUACGGACGCAAGCGCAAAAAGAGGACCAGCAUUGAGACCAAUAUCAAGCUCACGCUGGAGAAGCGCUUCCUUGACAACCCCAAACCCAAUUCUGAGGAGAUCACGAUGAUCUCGGAGCAACUGGCCAUGGAGAAGGAGGUGGUCCGGGUUUGGUUCUGCAACCGGCGCCAGAAGGAGAAGAGGAUCUACUGCCCAGUGACGAGUUUGCCCGUCAAGACACAGAGCUACAACUCCAGGAUGGCUGCUGCAGUGUCCAUAUCUUACAGUCCGCUAGCUUCAGGAGGAGUUUCAUCAAGUUCAUCUCCAAACUGCGUGAGUCGGGAAGUUUCUCCCGACAGCAUGUCCAUGUCCAUGUCCACGGCGUCUUUAACGUCUCUGGUCAACCCGACGUCUUACAGCAGUCCAGGGUCCUGGUACCGCAAUUGGAAUUCUAGCGUGUAUCCCCACUGAAGCACUCCUUCGCCCACCAUUUUUUUAAACGUUUAUUUUAGAAAGAUGUACCACGAAGAGCUUGCGAAGCAGACGCACUUCGACAUUGAAACGCACACGGAAGAAACAUCGGGACAUGAAGAUGGAGUCGCCCCCCCCCUCCCCGCUCGACCUCCCCACCUACCCACCUGUCUGCUGCUUGACGAUGUUUUUACAGUCAAGCCUAUAAACUUAUAGAUGUGAGACUGUCGGGAGGAGAAAAAAAAAAGUCAAAAUGUUUCAGUUAGUCGGGAUGUACAUAUUGAGUAAGAAGCGCUUGUGUUGGGAUGCGUGUAUGCAAGGUCUUACUGUUUGUCUACAUCCAAGUUUUGGUCGUCAACUGCAGGCCUACAAGUCGUCAAGCAAUGGUGCAAAACGGCUCGUUUUACUCUUAUUUGCGCUACACAGAACACGAAUGGGCCAGUGCCAUUUUUGUUAUUUGGGAGGAGAACGAUCUUAUGGCUGUAAUAAAAUCUGCAGGAUUUAUAUCUUGGUGAAUGAAGUGGCAACGCUUGUUUAUUUUCAAUCCUUUUUUUUUUUUCACAAAAAUUUGUUUUUUAUUCCCCGCUUUGCCAAAUAUGACUCUGGGCUUGGGUCACAUUGGUUAUUCACAUUUGAUCAUAUUGCUUGAACCUUCAUCUACAACUGAGAUCAUGCCAUCCACAGCACAAGUGCCAAACUCAAGGCCCGGGGGCCAUAUCCGGCCCACAACGUGAUUUUAUGUGGCCCACGAAGCCAAAUCUAGUGUCAAUUUCCAUGGUUCUUGUAAAAAUCUGUACCAAAAUUAUUUCAAAUUUUUAUCUCAUAAAUGAUAAAGUUGAGAUGUUACAAGCAUUUUUGUUCCCGAACAUGAAUAUUUGAAAAACACAUUACCUUUGAUUUCUGAUUCGAAAACUAGUUAAUAAAUUGAUGUAUAUAUGAUGAGACGAUUAAAUACUUUUAUUGUUUCACAGCCAUAACGGCCCUCUGAGGGAAACCAGAACUACAAUGUGGCCUGUGAGAAAAUUGAGUUUGACACCCCUGAUCUACAGUAUCAUGUAGAUUGCUUGAAAGAAAAGAAACAAACCAGGAUUACAAAAAAAAAAAUUAAAUAGCAGAAAAUGCAGUAGUGGUCUGCAUCCAAACAUCCCUCAAAUCUUUACGUUUCCCUGCAAUGUUUUUUUUUUUUUAACUUACCUGCAUUUUAGUAGUGGGGAACCUACGGCUCGUGGGUGAUCUAAAAACAAACACAAGAAUACUGUAACAACAGGAAAAACCCCACAUAUGCUCAAAAUACUGUAUGUAAAAAUGAACAUUUCCCUAAAUUUAAGCAGUACUUUAUUCUACCUGAAAAGAAAGCUUCCCCUUCACUACCGUUGAAUACUUUGUGCACACAAUUGUAAUAAUAAGCAUUUGUAAUUCACGCAAGUGAAAAUAAAAGUCAA
This is a messenger RNA of Syngnathoides biaculeatus (alligator pipefish), 4076 nucleotides long. RefSeq names its product POU class 2 homeobox 3 (gene pou2f3). Lineage: Eukaryota; Metazoa; Chordata; Actinopteri; Syngnathiformes; Syngnathidae. The record is from RefSeq and is a predicted model, not a curated record. The transcript is spliced from 13 exons. Gene Ontology annotation, molecular function: RNA polymerase II cis-regulatory region sequence-specific DNA binding; DNA-binding transcription factor activity, RNA polymerase II-specific. Gene Ontology annotation, biological process: regulation of transcription by RNA polymerase II. Gene Ontology annotation, cellular component: nucleus. The coding region runs from base 1375 to 2634 and encodes 419 amino acids.